GCUAAGCGCGCACAGCAAAGCACAAAGACCUGUGUUGUUUUGCUGUAGUUGCGCUGCGCCCUCCCCUCUCCUCCCGUUCGUCCGUCUCCGCCUACCGGGCAGACAGACCGGCUACCCGACAAAGAGUGGUGGAGCGCGGCAGGCAUCAUCGCGGUCCUUCCCACACGCGUGCAUGCGCAUAUAGUGUCAUCACGAGGGCCGCGAGCAUCUUUCGCUCCACCUCCGCAACGGCAGCGAGCGAGCAACCGCGCCGCUACGCAGAGGGAGCCAGGAGCAGAGAAGGGCAGGGCAGGGUUCAGCGCCUACCUGGGAGGCUGUGAAGGGCCGGGCGAUGGAGCAGUACGAGGUGGCGGAGCAGAUCGGCCGGGGCGCCUACGGCUCCGCGUACCUCGUCCUCCACAAGGCCGAGCGCAAGAGGUACGUGAUGAAGAAGAUCCGGCUGUCCAAGCAGAACGACAAGUUCCAGCGCACCGCCUACCAGGAGAUGUCCCUGAUGGCCAGCCUCAGCAACCCGUACAUCGUCGAGUACAAGGACGGAUGGGUUGACGAGGGGACCUGUGUGUGCAUUGUGACAAGUUACUGCGAAGGAGGUGACAUGGCAGAGAGGAUCAAGAAGGCCAGGGGCGUUCUGUUCUCAGAAGAGAGGGUGUGCCGGUGGUUCACCCAGUUGCUCUUGGCCCUCGACUAUCUGCACUGCAACCGCGUGCUCCACCGCGAUCUCAAGUGUUCCAACAUUUUGUUGACAAAGGAUAACAACAUCAGACUUGGUGAUUUUGGGUUAGCGAAAUUGCUCAUGGAGGACCUUGCCUCAUCGGUCGUAGGAACCCCAAACUACAUGUGCCCAGAAAUACUAGCAGACAUACCUUAUGGAUACAAAUCUGAUAUAUGGUCACUUGGUUGCUGUAUGUUUGAGAUUUUAGCUCAUCGCCCUGCAUUCAAAGCUACAGACAUGGCAGCAUUAGUUAACAAAAUAAACAGAUCUUCAAUAUCUCCGAUGCCCCCAAUAUACUCAUCAGCACUGAAGCAGAUAGUCAAGAGCAUGCUAAGGAAAAAUCCAGAACAUAGGCCCACUGCUGGGGAACUAUUGAGGCACCCACAUCUGCAACCAUAUCUUGCUGAAUCGUGCAGCUGUUCACCAAUCUAUCUUCCAGUAAAGCCCACCAAAAGUAACCUGGGAGAGAAGCAGUCAAGGAAGCCAAGCAGUGGCAGAAAGCGAACCGUGAAAGCCAAUGGAUUCAAUGAAGCAUUAGAAACUGCAGUAGAGCAUGCUGUGGAAACAAGAGACAGCUCCACAAACUUUUCAGAUGUAUCAACUAUUGGUACGCAGGAAGCCUGCAUUUUGCAAAUGCCUGGGGAUCUUGAUACCAGAAACAAAGAACAGCAGAGCAGUGAUGUUUUAUCAUUUCAACAUACAGAGGAGAACGUGAUGACGACAACUGAUCGACAGAUUAAUGAGACAAUAUGCCUUAAAUCUAUAAGAACCAGUAAUGCAGCAGAUGAGGCCCCAGUCACUACUGCAAAUCAAAAGCUUAACGAGGCACCAAUACCAAAUGAGGAGUUGACGAUUGGAGUAGUGCAAGAACAAAGGAAGGAUGCGAAAACACGCUCUUAUCAAGGAGCAAAACCAGGCUUGGAUGACGCAGCUAUGACAGAGGAAUCAUCACCGAUUAGCACACUAAAAUUGGCGCAUACAGACAGUGCACCUGCUGAGUGGGAUCAUCUGAACAUAGUUCAGCAGAGGGCCGAUGCUCUGGAAUCUCUCCUUGAGCUCUGCGCAAAGCUCCUGGAGCAGGAGAGGCUCGAGGAACUUGCAGGUGUUCUUCGACCAUUUGGUGAAGGAGCUGUGUCAUCUCGAGAGACAGCGAUAUGGCUGACAAAGAGUCUCAUGACACCACCGAAAUUUGGAGGGUCGCCAACAAAGCUUCUGUAACAGAUACAGAUUUGAGGACUUAAUUUGCAAGUUGAGUGCUAUUUUGAGAGUGUAUAUAGCUUCACCCGAAUCCAUGAUUGUGCUUACUGAGGCUUGAGUUUUUUUUAUUUCGAUGUAUAUGGUUUGCAUGACUGCGGGCAUUCUGUGCACUGACUAUUUAUCUGCUAUUUAUUUUACAAUAGCAUAUGCUGCUUGUCUACUUCCACAAGUCUUCAUGUAAUAAUGGAAAUCCUUUCAAUUUUAUUUAUACUUACUUUCAUA
This is a messenger RNA of Phragmites australis (common reed), 2191 nucleotides long. Its product is annotated as serine/threonine-protein kinase Nek6-like. NCBI's taxonomy places the organism in Eukaryota, Viridiplantae, Streptophyta, Magnoliopsida, Poales, Poaceae. The record is from RefSeq and is a predicted model, not a curated record. Bases 332 to 1930 code for a protein of 532 amino acids. The transcript is spliced from 13 exons. Gene Ontology annotation, molecular function: ATP binding; protein kinase activity. Gene Ontology annotation, biological process: protein phosphorylation.